AUGCUUUCUACUAGCCAAGUCCACGUUAUUGGUCUGAUUCCAAAGUCCGCCUAUGGCACCUGUCUGGCUCUUGGCCUCGUUCUGCUGGCCAUCUACAUCUAUGACCAAUUCAAUUCGGUCCGCUACCGCCUCGCCAAGGUACUCGCCCAGCAAAUGGGCUAUUUCAAAAACGCCCAAGGCGAGAAAAUGAAAGAACUCAGCUUCAACUCGCGCUUCGUCCGCUUCAGCCAAGGCCACGCUAUGUCCGAGCAAGGCGUCGCCCUCGCCGGCACCGACCCCUACCUGACUUGGAACGACGGCAAGCCCGAAGUGGUCCUCACCCGCCCCGAGCAUGUCAAGGACUUCUUCGGCCGCGAGUCAAAAGGCCACGCGAAGCCGCCACACAUGGGCAUGGGCCCCUACUUCGACCGUGUCCUCGGCUCCAGCGUCGGCGUGCUCAACGGCGACAAGUGGAAGGCCAUGCGCCGCGUCUUCGAGCCGCACCUGUCGCACCAGAUGGCCAUGGCCUUCUCCGCACGCUUCGGACGCGAGGUGGCCGCGUGGAUGGCGGAGCUUCCCGCUGAGUGGGCAAAGGCAGCAGGAGCCGACGGCGCUCCGUUCGUCGUGGACGCGGCGACAGCCUGCCGGUUCUUGCCGUUCAAGCUGGUCGCGCUGGCGCUGUAUGGCGACGCACUGUCAGAGAAGGCGUAUGAACGGCUGCUCGAGCUGAAUGCACUUCAUGAGAAAGUCAUGCUUAGAGCAUUCUUUGGGAAGGCGGAGAGAUCGGAGGUGUUUUCACGGUUGCCGAGUGAGUCGAAGGCGCUGAUGGAUCAAUUUGAGCGGGAGUGGCGGGACUUCAAUCUCGAGAUUAUCGAGAGGGCUGAAAAGGAGAAGCUCUCUUGCCCUGUGGCCAAGAUGCACCCAUCAGUCCUCGACGGCUCCGUCACAGAACGCCAGUUUCUACACACCAUCGACGAGAUCCUCUUCGCCAACAUCGACGUCACCUCGUCCGUCCUCGCCUUCCUCCUCAUCAACCUCGCCCGCAACCGCACCGCGCAGACUCAGCUCCGCGCCGAGAUCCUCGCCAACGCCGCCGACCCCGACGCCUACGUGCAGAAGACAGACACAUUGCUCGAGCGCACAUGCAUGGAAUCCAUCCGCCUCUGCCCCGCCGCCUGGUUCUCCCUCCCCGAGCACGCCACCGCCGACACCACCGUCGGCGGCUUCGCCAUCCCAGCCGGCACCCCCUGCAUCAUUGACUGGUGGCGCCUGAACACGCAGUCGCCCGUGUGGACGAAGCCAGCGUGCUUCGCCGGCGACGGCGACGGCGCCCCCGACGGCACGGCGUUCCACCCUCAGCGCUUCGCGGCGCUCGCGCCGCAGGAGUACCGCUGGAGCUUCCUGCGCUUCGGCCUGGGCAGCCGCAAGUGCAUCGGGAAGAACUUUGGCGGCGUCAUCAUGAAGGCGUUCCUGGUGCCCGUGCUGCGCGAGUGGCGGUUGGAGAGUGUGGGGCUGACGAGGGAAGAGGAGAAGGGGCUGGUCGAGACGAGGCAGGAUCGGUUCGCUGUGACGCCUGAUCGGAGGGUGAGGUUUGUGCCUGUUUGA
Molecule: messenger RNA, 1584 nt
Organism: Lasiodiplodia theobromae
Lineage: Eukaryota; Fungi; Ascomycota; Dothideomycetes; Botryosphaeriales; Botryosphaeriaceae
Product: Cytochrome P450
Exons: 5
Coding region: 1-1584 (527 amino acids)
Molecular function (GO): iron ion binding; monooxygenase activity; oxidoreductase activity, acting on paired donors, with incorporation or reduction of molecular oxygen
Source: RefSeq, a predicted model, not a curated record